AUGACCAAAAUUGAGACAGGAUGGUAUAUAAAUGCAUUGGUUGGAUACUCUGAAACAGUUCUGCUCAGCGUGGCUGUAGCUCGUGUGGUACCAUCAAGCCAUGUACGGCAUGAGGUGCGUGACGGGCUCUUGAACUCUCAUUGGACAAAGAAGAAUCGCAUUGAAGGAGCUACCACAGUUCCAGUGCGAGUUGGCCUGACCCAAAGCAACCUCGACAUUGGCGAAGCUUUGUUGAUGAAUAUAUCUCAUCCCAACUCAGAGCACUAUGGAAAACAUCUCUCAGCGUCUGAAGUGGACGAAAUGUUUGCGCCGUCAAAGAAGAGAAUAGAUGCUGUUACUAAGUGGCUCAAAUCAUCUUUGAACGACAGAGUGAUCAAUCUAUCUCGAAGUCGUCAAUGGCUGGAACUCAAUGCUACGGUUGCGGAACUCCAGGAACUCCUUCAUACCGAGUAUCACGAGUAUACGAGCAAAAUAUCAGGCAGGGCUGCUCUUGGCUGCCAAGAAUAUCACAUUCCAUUACAUCUUCGGGAUGGCAUCGACUUCAUCACACCUGGCGUUAUGAUGCUCGAGAUUAGGAAGCGGGACCAGACCUCCGUUCGCAGUUUUGGUCCGAUGGUGCCUAAACUGACACCUACAACGACUAUGCGACCGGAACAAUCCGGCAACCUUUCGAACUGUUCCUCUAUGGUCACCCCUGAGUGUGUCCGCGCGAUGUAUAACGUAGCAGAUAAACCCAAGGGGCACCCAAAUAAUUCAAUCGGCAUCUACUCAACCCAAGGGCAGCAGUACAGUCCGGACAGCCUCAGCAUUUUCCUCAAGCUUUUUGCACCUGAGAUCCCACAAGGCACGCAGCCAGAAUUUCAAGGCAUCGAUGGAGCGCCUACACCCACCCCGUUACCGUAUGACGCUGCAGAGGAGGCCGAUCUUGACUUCCAGGCGGCAUAUCCCCUUGCUUACCCAGCCAAGGUGGUUAAUUAUCUAGUUGAUGAUUUCUAUUAUGAGGCUGGCGGCGGUGGGGUCAGCGGCCUCUUUAACACUUUCCUCGAUGCUCUUGAUAAAUCAUACUGUACAUACUCUGCGUACGGUGGCUACGACCAGCCGGAACAGUGUGGUGCCUACACUCCAACCAAUGUUAUCUCAAUCUCUUACGGUGAAGAUGGGGGGAGCCUGCCGAUGAACUACCAGCGACGUCAGUGCAAUGAGUGGAUGAAGUUGGGCUUACAGGGCGUUACUGUCAUCGUAGCUUCAGGAGACGGAGGUGUGGGUGGCUUUGGCAGCUCUCAAUGCUCCGAUGGACCCUUUGUCACGAUACAACCGGCAGACUGCCCUUAUGUUACCGCUGUUGGAGCGACGAAUCUCACAACUAGCAGUAUUCGUGGUAACGUGAAGUUCUUAGAGAAGGCAGCAGGCUUCAGUGGAGGCGGCUUCUCCAAUAUCUUUGGGACACCAUCAUACCAAGCCAACACUAUCAAGUCAUACUUUAACAAUCACCCGCCACCCUACGACUACUAUAACAUCACGCUCAAUGCUACACACACGACUGGUCGGUAUAAUCGUGGCGGUCGUGGCUAUCCCGAUGUUUCCGCUAUCGGAGUGAACUUUGCUACAUGGGUUGGAGUUAAUGAUGGUAUCACGCUCGCAGCAGGGACGUCUGCAUCCGCCCCUGUGUUUGCAGGUCUUAUUACACGCAUCAAUUCGUUCCGCAUGAAUGCGGGCAAGAAGCCUGUUGGAUUCAUCAACCCAGUGUUAUAUCAACACCCCGAAGCAUUUAACGAUAUCACGAGUGGCCACAAUUCGGGCUGUAGUACUGAUGGAUUUAGUGCUGUCGAGGGUUGGGAUCCGAUAACUGGCAUGGGAACGCCCAACUACCCCAAGCUGAAGGAAGUUUUCUUGAAUAUGCCAUAG
Molecule: messenger RNA, 1905 nt
Organism: Trichoderma breve
Lineage: Eukaryota; Fungi; Ascomycota; Sordariomycetes; Hypocreales; Hypocreaceae
Product: pro-kumamolisin, activation domain-containing protein
Exons: 3
Coding region: 1-1905 (634 amino acids)
Biological process (GO): proteolysis
Molecular function (GO): serine-type endopeptidase activity; tripeptidyl-peptidase activity
Source: RefSeq, a predicted model, not a curated record